Molecule: messenger RNA, 1165 nt
Organism: Solanum dulcamara
Lineage: Eukaryota; Viridiplantae; Streptophyta; Magnoliopsida; Solanales; Solanaceae
Product: chromatin structure-remodeling complex protein BSH
Exons: 11
Coding region: 243-968 (241 amino acids)
Biological process (GO): regulation of transcription by RNA polymerase II; chromatin remodeling
Cellular component (GO): nuclear chromosome; nucleus
Molecular function (GO): transcription coregulator activity
Source: RefSeq, a predicted model, not a curated record
AUCCUAAAUUUUUGAACGGAAAAACCAAUUUCAAAUAACACCAGUUUCGAUUGCGGUUUUCUCCGGCGACGUCCUCGGCGAUUUCCUUCCGUCGACGUCGAGUUGCAAGUUUCCUCUAUAUCUGAUUCUGAUAUUCAGUUGAAAAAACCCUAAAUCCUUUUCCUAAUGUGAAGUGUCAAAAUAGCAACUGUGAAUUUGCUCACAACAAGAUUGUUUUUGUUUUCAGAUAAAAAGAGGCAUUGAUGAAACCCCAUUCGGCAUGGGGUUCACUGAAGAACCCAGUGAAGUUCAAGAUUCCAACAGCCGAGAAUCUUGUUCCUAUCCGUCUCGACAUCGAAAUUGAUGGCCAAAGAUUUAGAGAUGCUUUUACUUGGAACCCAAAUGAUCCUGACUCAGAGGUGGUGGUGUUUGCAAAGAGAACUGUGAAGGAUUUGAAACUUCCUCCUGCUUUUGUCACUCAGAUAGCGCAAUCCAUUCAGUCACAAUUGACAGAAUUUCGGUCAUACGAAGGACAAGAUAUGCACACUGGCGAGAGAGUUGUUCCUAUCAAGCUUGAUCUCCGAGUAAAUCACACAGUUAUCAAGGAUCACUUUUUCUGGGACUUGAACAAUUUUGAGAGUGAUCCUGAAGAGUUUGCACGGACAUUUUGUAAAGAUAUGGGAAUUGAAAACCCAGAAGUUGGACCUGCGAUUGCGAUAGCAAUUAGAGAACAACUUUAUGAGAUUGCAAUGCAAAGUGUUGCAUCAGCGAGAGAAAGCAGGGCAAAUAAGAAAGGACGCAGAGGAAUGGAACAUCUCUCAGCCAGUAAAAUAGGUUUGCCUGCAUUGGACCUGGUGAAGCUAUUUGGCAUUAAAUCAAGUGUCAUCCGGAAAAAGAGGGACUGGGAUGUAUAUGAACCAAUUGUCGAUCUCCUAUCAAAUGAAGAGGUGGAUGCCCUUGAGGCUAGAGAAGAGAGGCAUGCUCGAUGAUGCAGAUAGUGUCUGUUGGAAUGGAUACCAGCAGUUAAAAGGAUAAUUUUGUUCAAGUUUUAGAAUGAUGAAAUGAAACUAGUUCCUAGUCAUAGUAUGUUCAGAUUUUUGCAUUGAUCUGGAGAGAUUACAGUUGUGUUUGUCAAAAGAAUAUGGAACAAUACUUUUGUGCUAAUUCAUUAGUAGCUGUUUCUCUA